This is a messenger RNA of Sphenostylis stenocarpa, 396 nucleotides long. The record is from the annotation of a GenBank genome assembly. NCBI's taxonomy places the organism in Eukaryota, Viridiplantae, Streptophyta, Magnoliopsida, Fabales, Fabaceae.
AUGAAAUUAUUGAGCCACAGGUACAAAGCCCGCGCCAAAGUGACAUUAGGUAUUUGUGUAUAUCCUAUUUUCCACGAAGGUUACAUCUUUAAAUCUCUUCUUCUUCCGCCGCUCACACACUCCAUUCACCUUGAGCACAGCUUCCUCAGUGCGGCGCGAAGUAACCGCUUUCCGGCAAGACCAUACGGAACUCCGAGAGCAGCCAAGAUGGUGGUUAAACCAGGUUCGGUACCGGACUUCGAGGCGCUGCGAGAGCUUUUCAAGCAUCACAUUGAGUCCUUCGAUUACAUGGUUGACGCUGGAUUGGAAACCAUGCUCCGCCACAUCAAACCCGUUGAAGUUUUGGACGAUUUUACUUCCACAAAGCUUAGAAAUAUCCUUUUUCUUUGUUUAUGA